Molecule: messenger RNA, 1380 nt
Organism: Fusarium verticillioides 7600
Lineage: Eukaryota; Fungi; Ascomycota; Sordariomycetes; Hypocreales; Nectriaceae
Exons: 9
Coding region: 1-1380 (459 amino acids)
Biological process (GO): transmembrane transport; carbohydrate transport
Cellular component (GO): membrane
Molecular function (GO): carbohydrate:proton symporter activity
Source: RefSeq, a predicted model, not a curated record
AUGGCUGCAACCAUGAACAACAAGUUGAUUCCAGCGACGAGAUACAAUUUCGCACUUGUAUUCUUCGUGGCCCUUGGCUCUUUCACCUAUGGCUUCAACGCCUCCAUCCUGGGCACGGUCUUUUGCCUUGCCCCUUUCUUCUCCUAUUUUCAUCUUGAUCUCACUGGCCCCGGGGCAGACUAUGCUAACUCGAUGAUCGGCGCUAUGAACGGCCUUUCCUCGGCUGGAGGCAUCAUCGGUUGCCUCCUUAUGACGAAGCUUGCCGAUAAAUUUGGACGAAAGAGAACUAUCCAGGGGAUCUUGGGCAGGCUCCUCAAUGGCCUUGGGUCCGGCAUGAUGAAUGUCAUUAUCCCUCUGUACCAGUCAGAAGUUGCUCCGCCUCGUAUCCGUGGCCGCAUGGUCGGAGCUCACGGUUUCUGUCUCGUUCUCGGCUAUAACUUUGCCGCCUGGACUCGACUCUGCUGCUACUUUGCGACCAAUCCUCAAAUGCGGUGGCGGCUCUGCCUUGCACUUCCUGCUGUUGCUCCCGGUAUUCUUGGCCUAGGAUCAGCGCUCAUCCCAGAGUCUCCUAGGUGGCUCGUAACGCAAGACCAUGGGACCGAGGCCCUUGAUAUUCUCACCAAGCUUCACCAUCAGCCUGGGGACUCGAACAAUGAAGCGGCCCAAUCUGAAUGUUGUGCUAUCAAGAUCCAGUUGAAAAUUGAGUCUAAUGAGCCCAAGUCCUUUGUUGGCAUCAAGAAGAAGCCUUCAUAUCGCAAGCGAAUCCUCAUCCGUAUAUUUUUUCAGUGUAUCGCCCAAUCUACUGGAGUUCUUGUUAUCAAUAACUACCAGGUUCUUCUGUACAACGGUCUCGGUCUUACAGGUUACCUCCCCCUCCUCCUGUACGGAGUGUACACAGCAUGGGCAGCCUUCCUCAACUGGGUGGGCGCUAUGUUUGUCGACAAGUUUGGUAGAAUUCUUAUGCUUACUGUAGGACUGGUCGGAUGUGCACUGAUGGUAGCCGGCGAGGCAGCCAUCGUCGCUGUUGCCGCCGAGAACAAGAACAACCACGCCAUCAACGCAGCUGGUGUAUUCUUCCUGUUCGUCUUUGUUACUUUCUACGCCACAUGCAUCGAUGCCAUCAGCUACAUUUACUGUACUGAGAUCUUUCCCACCGCUAUCCGCGCCAAGGGCCCUGCGCCCAUUGCCUUCGCUCAGGUUGGAUGGAAGUACUAUCUGGUCUUUGUCAUCGUGCCCCUCCUUGGUGCCCCUGUUGUCUACUUUAUGUUUCCUGAGACUAAGGGUCUUUCAUUGGAGGAGAUUGGUACUCUUUUUGAUGAUGGAAAUGAGGAUCCAACUAUUGAGGUUCGAGAGGAUGUUGCCGAGAAGCUAGACUUUUGA